UCAGCGCUCCUGCGUCUGCGCGUGGCUCCUCUCUGUUGGUGAGACAGGGAGCGUUUUAAAGUUGAGCUUUUAGUUCGUAUUAGUUUAAAAAAGGUACUCGACAGCCUCUGGGAGAUCAUAUCCAGGCGCUUCGGAGAAUGCUGGCUACAGGGGCGGCUGUAACCACAGCGCUGGCGCAGGUGGACCGGGAGAAAAUAUACCAGUGGAUCAAUGAGCUGUCUAGCCCGGAGACCCGUGAGAAUGCCCUCCUGGAGCUCAGUAAGAAGCGCGAGUCCGUGCCGGACUUGGCACCCAUGCUUUGGCACUCCUGUGGCACCAUCGCCGCCCUCCUGCAGGAAAUUGUCAAUAUCUAUCCUUCUAUCAACCCCCCCACGCUAACAGCACACCAGUCCAACAGGGUGUGUAACGCUCUAGCACUUUUGCAGUGUGUCGCCUCCCACCCAGAGACGAGAUCGGCGUUUCUGGCAGCGCACAUUCCACUGUUCCUGUACCCCUUCCUGCACACUGUGAGCAAAACGCGUCCGUUCGAGUACCUGCGGCUGACCAGUUUAGGGGUAAUAGGAGCACUGGUAAAAACUGAUGAACAAGAAGUGAUCAACUUCCUGUUAACCACAGAGAUCAUUCCCCUCUGCCUCCGGAUCAUGGAGUCAGGCAGUGAGCUUUCCAAAACGGUUGCUACGUUUAUACUACAGAAAAUCCUCUUGGAUGACACGGGCCUAGCAUAUAUCUGUCAGACCUAUGAGCGGUUCUCCCAUGUGGCCAUGAUCCUCGGGAAGAUGGUCCUGCAGCUCUCUAAAGAGCCAUCUGCCCGGCUGCUGAAACACGUGGUACGCUGUUACCUCCGUCUCUCCGACAAUCCGAGGGCGCGGGAAGCCCUCCGGCAGUGUCUUCCGGAUCAGCUGAAGGACACCACGUUCGCCCAGGUGCUGAAGGACGACACCACCACCAAGCGCUGGCUGGCACAGCUGGUGAAGAACCUGCAGGAGGGCCAGGUCACAGACCCCCGGGGCAUCCCUUUACCUCCACAGUAGCCCCGUAAGGUCCCAGCAGCGGGGAGAUGGCAGUCACUUGAUCCCCAGCUGGCUCGUUUGACACCUGAAUGCACUUCUGAUGUCUCGUGCUUAUGUUUUCUGGGUGUGGCUUAACAGAAAGGGGUUUUAAAUUUAAUUUUAUUCCGUAGGCAAGCACUCAAGGCUUUGGACUGAUAGCGUGCGGCCAAGUUAACUGCUUCCCUGCAACUUGAGGUGUUCCUUUUAUGGGGAAGCAAAGGCAAUGAAGCCAUUUCAGGAUGCUGUUUGGUUUGGGAGACCCUCAGGAGGGAUUGAUUUAUCACAUUUCUGUAUGAGUGACUGUAAAUUUACUGUAAAAUACUGUACAAAAAAUGCCACCUUCCUAACUUGUAAUACAUGUAGGCAAAGUUUAUGGCAUUGAAGCCGUACUGCCGGAAAAAAAGAUAUUGUUUUUGAACCAUUCAUGUUUUUCAUAUUAAUGAUGAAAGCAGCUGUGAGUGUGUGCUGCUCUUACUCAUGUCUAAGAUGAGCACAGUCUCUUAGAAAUGUAAUUACACAGGUCUGAAUAAAACCUCCAGUAUUCUCUACCUA
Paramormyrops kingsleyae is the source of this 1601-nucleotide messenger RNA. RefSeq names its product CCR4-NOT transcription complex subunit 9 (gene cnot9). Gene Ontology annotation, biological process: mRNA catabolic process. NCBI's taxonomy places the organism in Eukaryota, Metazoa, Chordata, Actinopteri, Osteoglossiformes, Mormyridae. Gene Ontology annotation, cellular component: CCR4-NOT complex. The record is from RefSeq and is a predicted model, not a curated record.